CGAAGUCCGCCGGUCAUGGCGGGUGGCUGCGGCCGGUGGCGGGCGGCGCUGUGCGCGGCGGCUACGGGGCUUUGCGCGGCGCUGCUGGCGCUGACGGCAGCGGUGCUGAUCCGCACCUACGCGCUGCGAUCCCCGGCCAUCCCGCGGCUGUGGGCACGGCGCGGGGGAACGGCCGCUUUCAGUAUCGGAGAGAGGUUGGAAAUGAAGGAAACGCUGCGAGGUGCUGUGAAAAUCCCGACUGUUUCCGUAUCUCCGGAGGACUUAAAUGCAACUGCCAUGGCAGAAUUUGGGGAUUACAUUCAGAAAGUCUUCCCAGCUGUGUUUUCUUCCAAGUUCAUUCAGCAUGAAAUCGUUGGGGAGUACAGCCACCUCUUCACAGUUCAGGGUUCUGACUCUCAAUUGAUGCCCUACAUGCUGCUCGCGCACAUGGAUGUUGUGCCUGCUCCCCCUGAGGGCUGGGAUUUCCCUCCCUUCUCAGCUGCAGAGCAUGAAGGUUUCAUCUAUGGACGAGGAACUCUGGACAACAAAAACUCUGCCAUUGGCGUUCUGCAAGCUCUAGAAUUCUUACUGAGAAGAAAUUACAGACCCCGCAGGUCUUUCUAUGUUGGCAUUGGCCAUGAUGAAGAGGUGUUUGGUCGGAAGGGAGCAGUGAAGAUGGCAGCUCUGCUGGAAUCCAGAGGAGUGAAACUCUCCUUCUUGCUGGAUGAGGGAAGCGCUGUCCUGGACGGCAUCAUUGCGGGCGUGAAGAAGCCAGUAGCUCUAAUUGCUGUCACAGAAAAAGGUUCAAUAACACUGAACUUCACCGUGGAAAAAGAGCCAGGGCAUUCAUCCUUCCCUCCAAAAGAGACAAGUAUUGGCAUUCUUGCAACAGCAAUGUCCAGACUGGAGCAGAAUCCCAUGCGCAAUCUGUUUGGCCAUGGUCCGGAACUCCUGACUAUGGAGCACCUUGCAUCAGAGUUCAGUUUUCCUCUCAAUCUCAUUAUGAGCAAUCUCUGGCUGUUUUCACCUAUUGUCAGCAGAGUUCUUGCCUGGAAACCUUCCACUAAUGCCUUGAUUCGAACUACUACAGCAGUCACAAUGUUUAACGCAGGAAUCAAGCUCAAUGUCAUCCCAUCAUCUGCAAGAGCAACUGUGAACUUCCGGAUCCACUCUGCAGAGAAGGCCAUGGAGGUGCUAGAGACAGUUAGAAACACGGUUGCUGAUGACAGAGUGAAGAUUGAUGUUGUAGAGGCCUUUGACCCCCUUCCCAUCAGCCCGUGGGAUGACCAGACCUUUGGAGUCCAUGUUUUUCAAAGAACCAUUCUGGAUACUUUCCCAAAUGUUGACAGUGUCGUCCCAGGCACGUGUAUUGGAAACACAGACAGCAGGCAUUUCACUAACGUCACAGGUGCCAUUUAUCGAUUCAACCCGGUGCUCUUGAAGUCAGAUGAUCUUCCCAGGAUCCAUGGGUUGAAUGAGAGAAUCUCAGUUGAGAGUUAUGAGAAACAGGUCGAGUUUCUCUUUCAGCUCAUUAAGAACUGUGAUGUUGACGAGCUUCCGGAGCCUCACGCAAACUCUCAUGAGCUGUGAGACAAAAACCCAAGAGGAGCAGCUGCUGAGGUGGACUUUGGGAUGGCAGAGCUCUGGGCCAUAAGCAGCAGUUGUGUGUUGCACGUUGAGUGAUGUCUGGAGUUUGGUUGUGCAUACUGUGGUUUACAUACACUGCUGGUCUGCAGCUCCAGGCAAACAUACAGUUUGCUGUUCAGUGAUAAGAAUAGGGACAAAACACAACCACCCAGAUUUCUGUGCAUUCCUGGCCUUACGUGCCAUUAAUCUGAUAUUAUUAAUUUUUUCAGCCUCUUUUUUUUUUCCAGUCUUUAAGCCUCUGAAAUUGGAAGUCGCUUAAAAGUCGAAGCUGCGAUUUGUAGGCAUUCACGCAUCGUUAAAAGAGGCUGAUCUGCCAAUGUCAAAGUUGUCUUUUACAGUUCAUUAGUUUUCACCAAUGAAACAAACGUGCCUGUGAGAAGCUCAGUGAGGAGAACAUGAUGGGGUGGAGGUGGGAUGUUGGAUACAGCUGCACUAAGAGGCUGUUGCACUGCUGGUGAGAUGGGCUCCUUUCCCAGCUGAUCCUUUUAACCAGCAUCAGUGGUGCUCUCAGGUGAUGCCAGGGUGAAUUUGAUGCUGCUGUUUUCUGACUGAUCUCUGAUUGUAGCUUAAAAUGCUGAGCUUUGAGGGGUUUAGCAAUGUUGCUUUAACAUGAGUUGCUCUGAUCUGUGUGGUGCUAGAAACGUUUUUUCCUCUCUUUGCUGUGACUGUUUCUUUAGUGAGGCCCAGGACAUGUUGUGAUGCUGAGUGUCUGAGUAAGGAAACGUGGCUUUGAACAGGUAAACUAAACAGAACUGUCUGAUGAUCCUGUUUCUUUUUUCACUGAAUCUGUUCCUAUAGCAUUCCUCUUUUCUUCCCCAGAGAACUUUGGGAAAGGUGGUGAAGCUCUCCCAUUUCCUCCAGCUCAGAGGGAGCAGAGCUUUCUCUCCACCUUCAUGGCCUGCUCUUCCACUCCUCGCUUUACCUGCUGCUUCUACUGACUCAGCUCUCUGGGAAGUGUAAUGUGCACAGGCCAUUGAUAAUGCCUGUGUUUUUAUUCCUUCUUGCACUAGCACACCUGUCUUUGCUGACACUAAAGGGUUAAGCAUUCUCUUGGCCCCAACAGUCUGUUCAGUUGGAAUUACUGUUAUUUGUUAAAGGAUUCAGAACUGACCAUUAGCCAAAGAAAAGACUGUGUGGAGGCUGUUUUCUUGCACUGACAUGCAGAGUCUGCUAUAGAACCUUCUGCUGUUGCACUGUUGCAGAGAUGUGUGUCUCUCUUUCUGAGUGUGAGUGAUACCCUGGAAUUGAGUGGUUGUUCUGCUCUUAAUUCAUGGUGUAAAAUGUGCUGGGAUGUGCAGGAAAUACCCAGGAAUGUAUCCUGAAAAACAGUGGCACUGUGAUUCCUGACACCCAUUCAGCAUUUUCUGUUGAUUUGCAGACUGAUUUUAUCAGUAUUGCCAAUGGGCUGAACUGUCUCAAGCUAUUAAAUAACUGAAACCAAAUCAGCACUUUCAUCUAAUAAAGCAAUGAGUGCAGAUUA
Centrocercus urophasianus (Greater sage-grouse) is the source of this 3106-nucleotide messenger RNA. It is a transcript of the gene PM20D1, whose product is annotated as peptidase M20 domain containing 1. The record is from RefSeq and is a predicted model, not a curated record. Gene Ontology annotation, molecular function: hydrolase activity, acting on carbon-nitrogen (but not peptide) bonds, in linear amides. NCBI's taxonomy places the organism in Eukaryota, Metazoa, Chordata, Aves, Galliformes, Phasianidae. The transcript is spliced from 13 exons. Gene Ontology annotation, biological process: amino acid metabolic process. The coding region runs from base 16 to 1569 and encodes 517 amino acids.